AUGGGUCGCGAAGAUCAAGUCGAGGAGAGGGAGGUUCUUGAUUCAAUCUUCCCAGAUGAGAUCACAGAUAUAUCCGACAUCGCAUACAAAGUAUCGAUAUCCCUCGAGAACCCCGAAUUUGACCCCGAAGAAACCGAACAACCUGUGAUAUACCUGGAAGUCUCAUACCCAGAAGAAUACCCCGAUGUUGCCCCACAACUGAACAUUUCCUCCCCGCCCAAUGCCAGGUACCAGCGGCUAGAUAUCCAAGAGGAUCGGGACCAACUUCUCGAAUCUCUCCAAGAGACCAUCGAAGAGAAUAUGGGAAUGGCCAUGGUAUUCACACUCGUGAGCGCACUAAAGGACAGCGCCGAGGCCCUCAUGGUGGAGCGCGCCAACGCUGUACAGGUCGAGAAGGAGAAGGUCGCUGCUAAGCUGGAAGAGGUAGAGAAUGCCAAGUUCCGGGGGACACCGGUUAACCGGGAGACAUUUUUGGAGUGGAUGGCCAACUUCCAAAAGGAGAUUGCGGAUGAAGAGCAGCGACAAAAGGAGGAGAAGGAGGCCGAAGACAAGAAGAAGAGGUCUGGAAAGGACGAGAAGAAGCUCACAGGGCGACAGUUGUGGGAGAGAGGAUUGGCUGGCAAGGGCGAUUAUGAUGAGGAGGGCGAGGAUGCUAUUCCUGCAAUUGAUAAGUUGAAGGUUACGGCUUAA
Messenger RNA from Penicillium verhagenii, 690 nucleotides. Its product is annotated as RWD domain-containing protein. Bases 1 to 690 code for a protein of 229 amino acids. The transcript has 2 exons. Lineage: Eukaryota; Fungi; Ascomycota; Eurotiomycetes; Eurotiales; Aspergillaceae. The record is from RefSeq and is a predicted model, not a curated record. Gene Ontology annotation, molecular function: protein binding. Gene Ontology annotation, biological process: cytoplasmic translation.